Penicillium soppii is the source of this 2763-nucleotide messenger RNA. RefSeq names its product putative AP-3 complex subunit delta. The transcript is spliced from 4 exons. The record is from RefSeq and is a predicted model, not a curated record. Lineage: Eukaryota; Fungi; Ascomycota; Eurotiomycetes; Eurotiales; Aspergillaceae. The coding region runs from base 1 to 2763 and encodes 920 amino acids. Gene Ontology annotation, cellular component: AP-3 adaptor complex; endosome membrane; membrane coat. Gene Ontology annotation, biological process: protein targeting to vacuole; Golgi to vacuole transport.
AUGGAUAAAAAGGCCACGGCCCUCCUAAAGCUCAUAUACCUGGAAAUGUUUGGAUAUGACAUGUCGUGGGCAUCUUUUCACGUUCUUGAGGUCAUGUCAUCGGCCAAAUAUCUCCAGAAAAGAGUCGGAUACCUCGGAGCGGUACAGAGCUUUCGACCAGAUACCGAAGUCCUGAUGCUUGCGACAAACUUGUUGAAGAAGGAUAUUGUUACAUCAAGCAUCCCUAACAUGUCACUUCCUCUAAUUACUUUGCCGCACAUAAUCACACCUUCUCUGGCGAUGUCGCUGCUCCCUGACAUUCUGUCCCGGCUUUCACACUCAAACCCCGUGGUACGCAAGAAAACGAUUGUAUGUCUGUAUAGGCUUGCAUUGGUCUACCCGGAAGCCCUGAAGCUAGCAUGGCCCAAGAUCAAAGACCAUUUAAUGGACGAUCAGGAAGAUGGCAGUGUCACAACUGCAGCUAUCAAUGUUGUUUGUGAGCUCGGAUGGCGACGACCUCAUGACUUCCUACCUCUGGCACCCCGAUUUUUCGAGCUUUUGGUGGAUAGCGGUAACAAUUGGAUGGCGAUAAAGAUCAUCAAACUUUUCGCAACAUUGACCCCAUUGGAACCACGUCUUACCCGCAAACUUCUACGCCCAUUGACCAACAUAAUUCAGACUACCUCUGCAAUGUCCUUGCUCUACGAAUGUAUCAAUGGCAUCAUCCAGGGAGGUAUAUUGGACGGGGAAGAUGGCCUUCAAGAACGAGACGAAGUUGCCACCCUUUGUGUCGGGAAAUUGCGCGGAAUGAUAGUGAUGGAUACUGACCCCAACCUGAAAUAUGUUGCGCUUCUUGCAUUAAACCGCAUUGUUGCCACUCAUCCAACGUUGGUUUCUAUGCAGCAGGACGUCAUUAUGGAUUGCUUGGACGAUGCAGACGUCUCUAUCAGACUGCAAGCCCUCGAUCUCGCCGUCGGAAUUGUCAACAGUGAUACCCUCCAACCUGUUGUGAACCGUCUACUGGAUCAACUCCGUCGAGCAUCUGUUCCCGCAGCCGAAUUGGCAGAUAUAUCCGAAAUAUCAGAGAAUUCCGAGAUAUUGACUGUCUGGCCCAAUGAUUACAAGACCGAGGUUAUUCACCGAAUUCUGGAUCUGUGUUCGCAGAACAACUACUCCGAAAUUGUUGAUUUUGAGUGGUAUGUUGCCGUAUUGGUGCAAUUGGUCAGUCUUCUUCCACCAUCCGAGGUUGAGGAUGAGUGGUGUCAUCCCAAAGAACAAGAUACACUGCUCGAUUUGAAAGCGAACGCCGCCCUCCGAAUAGGGACAGAGAUUCGCAACAUUGCCGUGCGAGUAAAAGGAGUGCGCACGGAAGCUACAAGAGCUGCCGAGUCCCUCAUCUUUAUGGAUAAUAGAUCAACUUUCUUCCCUACUGGUUCAACCAUUGGCGAUGGUGUUUUGGGGCCUGUCGCCUGGGUGGUUGGAGAAUAUGCAGAAUAUCUUCUAUCACCAAAUCGGACGCUUUUAUCAUUGAUCGACAUCUCAAAUUCAUCACUCCCGCCAAGGACUCUUUCUCUUUUCUUGCAAGCCAUCCCAAAAAUUUUCGUUCAGGUCAGCCAGACCAGCAAACCAGGAGAUCUCUGGAAAAGCGAGAUGUCGCUCUUGCUUGCUCGCAUCGUGGAGUUCCUCGAGUCUUUGGCAUCUCAUCCAGAUUUGGAUGUCCAAGAGCGAGCUAUUGAGUUCCUGGAGGUUCUCCGGCUCGCUGUUGACUCCCUGAAUUCCGAAACACAAGAAGUUCCAUUCCUUCUCUCCUCCGUCAUACCAACCCUAUUCACGGGACUCGAGCUAAACCCUGUUGCGGCUAGUGCCCAAAGAAAAGUUGUUUUGCCUGAUAGCCUUUGUUUAGACGAGGCAUUCAGCCAUGAUCUGCUCGGUCUUUUCCGAGAUUUAGACGACUCGUUAUCUCACGAGUCUAAAUCCUGGGAAGCAUCCGACUUCUAUCACAUCCCUGAACUCUCGCCUUUAAACAGACAGGCUCGUGAUAUUGCACCGGUUGAUAUAUCCCAUAACUAUCAAAACUCCACUGGUGGCUCUGUGGACUCUUCCAUUGCCAUCCAAAAAAGAAUGCUUGAGCGGAGGGAACGCUUCAAGGAUGAUCCUUUCUACAUUGCCCCUUCUGGAGAAUCAUCCGGCACGUCUACUCCAUUCCAUGAAAUUCUGCACAACUCCAAUGGGCAGGUUCUGGACAUUGAUUCGAUUCCCAUCGUUGAUUUAAAGUUGGGAGAUGAACAAUCCAGUCGCGUUGAGUUUGAUCGCCCAAAAUAUCGUCGACCUCCAAAUAAAUUAGCAGUUGCUGGCGAUGAAACUUUUGAGGCCCACACCCCUGCGACAGGCACCUCUAUGUCCCAUAAUACCAUUGAUGGCCACCCUGCGCCUAAGCAGUCCUUGCUCCAGGUUGACACCAGCAGCCUGGGGAUCAUGCCGUCAAAGGGGCCUCGAAUCACUACGGAUGAAGGGGAGAUGGAAAUGGCAAAAGCAAUGCAACAGGUUGAAGAAGUGCGAUUGCGUAUGCAACGAGCAUCGGAGCGAAUUGAACUUGAUGGCACCCCAGCAGAAGGGACUCUGGUCAAGAAAAAGAAAAAAAAGGCAAGAAAGCACGCUGAUAAAGAUUCUCGAGAUGCGGUGGACGAGCACUCCGCAGAAAUUACUGCUGGGAAAAAGAAGAAGAAGAAGAGAGAAUUCGAGAAGCCAGCAGGAGAGACAUCACCUCCUAAAGCUUCCGAUUGA